Rhinocladiella mackenziei CBS 650.93 is the source of this 1710-nucleotide messenger RNA. RefSeq lists its product as uncharacterized. Bases 1 to 1710 code for a protein of 569 amino acids. Gene Ontology annotation, molecular function: CoA-ligase activity. Gene Ontology annotation, biological process: secondary metabolic process. NCBI's taxonomy places the organism in Eukaryota, Fungi, Ascomycota, Eurotiomycetes, Chaetothyriales, Herpotrichiellaceae. The transcript is spliced from 4 exons. The record is from RefSeq and is a predicted model, not a curated record.
AUGUCUUUGUCCACACUUGCGCCUGUCGAUGCUGUCUGGGCCUCGUCCAAAUUCAUACCCAUCCCGACCGCAGACAUCUUGACUUUUGCCUUCGCCAAUCUUGGUCGGUACGACCAAAAUGCUCCGAUUUUUGUCGAUGCGCGUAGCCCAUCAGACUCGGUCUCGGCUCUUCAUGCCUACCGAAUCGUUCAUCAGCUCAUCAGAGGGUUCAAAGAGCUCGGUUUGAAAGAGGGGGAUUGCGUGUGCCUGCAUUCCUAUAACAAUAUCUGGUAUCCCCUCCUUUGGCUCGCAAUAAUCGGUGCUGGUGGCUGCGUCUCUGGAACAAAUCCUGGCUACAGCUCUUCCGAACUGGUCGGGCAUUUCAAUCUCACAAAGCCCAAGUAUAUCCUCUCCGAAGUAGCUUGUAUCAAACCAAUCAUCGAUGCCGCUUCUCAAUGCAACAUUGCCACCUCCAACAUCUUCUUCGUCGGUACCCAAGAUAUCCCUCAUGUCCAUGGCUGUCGAAGCUGGCGAACAUUACUCAUCGACUGCGAAUGUGAUUGGAGCGCGUCGAAUCAGCAUGAUGCUCACUCUGCCCCAAAUCGGGUCGCGGUGUACGCCAUGACUAGUGGAACCACUGGACUGCCCAAAGUUGCGAUGAUAUCACAUCGCUACGUUGUGGCACAGACCGUGUUCUUGGAGAGCCAAUUUGACGCCAGACCUUACCAGCCAUCACAACUCAUCUGUCUACCUGUCUUUCAUGCAUUUGCGUCGCCGUUGGCUCUUGUCCUGCCCCUGCGCCGAGGUAUUCCCACCUAUUUUCUGCCUCGAUUCACCCUUCAGGGUUUCCUGCACGCCGUCGGCGCUUUUUCCAUCACCGACACCCCCGUGGUUCCUCCGAUCAUCGCUUCACUGAAUCAAUCCCCCGAGUCAGAUCACCACCUCCUCCGAAGCCUUCGGUAUGUCAUCUGUGCCGGCGCACCAAUGACUACCCGUGUUCAGACCAAAUUGUACGAUAUUCUGGAUGCCCAUGCCGUGAUUUCUCAAUGUUGGGGAACAACCGAGGGGGGGUGGCACACUCUGUUCGAUUGGCAGGAAAAGGACACUUCCGGAAGUGUUGGGCGAUUGAUGCCAAAUGUCCAAAUGAAAGUCAUUGAUGACGAUGGGAACCCGGUGGGGGAGGAUGACAAACUUGGUGAAGCCCUGAUUCGAUCACCGAUCAUGUUCUCUGGUUACCUUGACAAUCCCGACGCAAACAAGGAGGCAUUCGAUGUUGAUGGAUUCUAUCGAACUGGUGACCGCGUUUACGUUCAGAACAACAAGAUCUUCCACGAAGGAAGAAUCAAAGAAGUCAUGAAGGUCAACGGAUGGCAAGUCUCGCCAACUGAACUCGAGACCGUUCUGAUGGAGCAUCCGCUGAUUUCCGAUGCCGCCGUAGUUGGCAUGACUCGUGAGAAUCAACUGGGGAUCCAGGUGACAUUACCGUGUGCCUAUGUUGUUCGCGUUCACGUCGAAUCUGUCGGUCAAGGGUCCGGAACGUCAAACACAGAUGUCAGGGGUGGCCUGGAGCCGUUGACUGCGAAAGAAGUCACCGAUUUUAUUGCAUCGAAACUUAUCUCGUACAAACAUCUCACCGGAGGCGUUGUCUUCGUCAAGGAAAUUCCUCGCUCUUCUACCGGAAAGAUUAUGCGUCGACUCCUGUCUGCCACAGAGCUUGAUUCUUCGAAUUAG